AUGAGGGCGGCGUCCACUGAGAUCGAGAACCACCGACCGCGCACACAUCCCGGAACGGUUGCGAAACAGCUUGGCCCGAAAUCAAGUCGACGACGACGUCGGCAAAGUAGGACGAACCACGAGCGAACACAUCCACCGCAACUGAUCGCCAAUCGAGAACGGCUCGGCGCCCCAAGGCACGAACGGGAGGACGACAAGCGGGCCCGACAGCUUGAGGACGCACAGAACGGGACGUACGAUCAAGCAGGCACGGAGGGCGGUCAGCCUGAUCAGCCUGUCGUCGACGAGCCAGUCUCAAGAAAGCACCGGCAAGACGAGCACAAACCGAGGGCGCAAACAAGUCCUGAUUCUGCCGACGAACGACUUCGAGGUGGCCGAGCAGGCCGAGCGCGAAAGAAAACAAAACAACGCCCCCAAAUCAGAUCGGGGGCGUUUUUGGGACACUUGAGUCAUUGGAGUUUCGGCGCUCGGGGUUGGACGUGCGGAAGGCCGGCAGUCCGGAGAGGAGCUUUCGGUUCGCGAGGCACGCGUGGAGACGCGGCAGGAAAGCGUCGGAGAUCAGACGCCGGCGCAUUGGAGAGGAGGCACGCGCAUCGCAACGGCUCGUCGGUCAACAGCCCACCCGCCAGGGUUGCCGUAAGGCGUGUUACGUCACGCGCGCACGAUGAGCAGGCAGCGCGUCGAGCUGAGCGAGGACUGUGCAAAGAAGAAGUGAUGGGCCCAUCGCGUGUGUGAGUAGUGCACUAGUAAUAAGAAGAUGAAUAGAAAGAGGUUGGCGUAGGUUUUAGGCUUUAGAGAGCAAGAGGCAGAUCUAGAACGAUGAAUCGAAGCAUGUAAUCGCGCGAAUAAAUUUGGCACUACAUUCAGAAUUCGCUGUAUUUGUUAUUUGUGGUUGGCUAGUCGGGACACUGGGCUAUUUCGCUACCCGGUGCACCCUAAUUAUCUACAAAGUGUUUGGCCCAAAACCUCACCAAACCCCGAAUCCAAGAUGUGACGCGACCCGUGUCGAGGGAUGCAUGGCUAGGGGGGUUCAACAAAUUCCCAGUCGAUAACGGAGCCUGUGGGGCACAGGGGCGCACCCCACACGUAAUUUGCCCUUACUGCGUCACGGCAGGGCACUGGCGCAGCGGACCGUAUUUCCCUAGCGACUCGUGGGAUUCAAAAUGAAGACAAGUGAAACAAACCAACAAAAGGGUCCCGAUGCGCCCCAAGCAUCGGAAAACACGGAGGUAGAAGAGGACGCAAACGUCGAAAUGGCAGGAGGCGAGUCAAACGGCGGCAACACAGCAAGCGGAGGGGCGAGCGCAUUCCGUGGAAGCGGGAAGGUGAUGAGAUCCCCAGUGUUGAACCAGGCGGCUGCUUCGAGUCAGCAGAUAGGAGUAAUUGGAGGGGAAACUCCCAAGUCAUCCGUACUGAACUUCGCCGGCGGUACCCCUCAGGAUGGAGUCCUGCUCGGAAGGACCGCGUUGCAGGAGGUCAGGAGGAGGGUCAACGAACUCUUUGAUUUCAUCAAGGACAAAAACAACGUCCACACCAGAAUCAAACAGAUGGUGAAUGGAGUCAAGGCAGCCAUGAUUGCUGCAGAGCGCGAAAACAGUUCGCUGGUGGUGACGAGAACUUCACUGAAGCUGAGAGCUGAAAGAGCCGAAGAAGCGCUGGAGGCAAAACUGGAGGAGGAAGCGCUACGGGAGAAAGAACUGAAAACGCCGCCCGGCCCAAGCACAAAAGGGACAGGGAAACGCCUGGAGAGGAGGAGGACGCAAAGAAGCAGAAGCAAGGGAAUGGAGACAGUCUGGACCCAGCGAAGGAGCCAGAACCAGACCCAGGGAAGGAGAAGGAAUGGGAGAAGGUCAAGAAAAAGAAGCGGAAGAAAAAAGAGAAGCAGAACGAGGACACCCAAAAACCAAGUUUCGCAGGGAGCGUAACAAAGGCGAGGCUUUGGUGGUCGAGGUGAAGGAAGGUACGUCGUACGCAGACCUCCUCCGGAAAGUACGAACCGAUCCGGAACUCAAGGAGCUUGGCGAGAACGUGGUUAAAACCAGGCGCACCCAGACCGGCGCGAUGCUUUUUGAGCUGAAAAAUGAUCCCGCGGUCAAGAGCUCAGCUUUUAAGUCCCUCGUCGAGAAAGCCGUAGGCUACGAGUCGAAGGUGAGGGCGCUAUCGCCGGAGACAACGAUCGAGUGCAGGAACCUGGACGAGAUCACGACGGAGGAAGAUCUAGAAGA
Culex pipiens pallens (northern house mosquito) is the source of this 2225-nucleotide messenger RNA. RefSeq lists its product as uncharacterized. Bases 1 to 735 code for a protein of 244 amino acids. The transcript is spliced from 6 exons. The record is from RefSeq and is a predicted model, not a curated record. Lineage: Eukaryota; Metazoa; Arthropoda; Insecta; Diptera; Culicidae.